Messenger RNA from Closterium sp. NIES-65, 1110 nucleotides. The record is from the annotation of a GenBank genome assembly. NCBI's taxonomy places the organism in Eukaryota, Viridiplantae, Streptophyta, Zygnematophyceae, Desmidiales, Closteriaceae.
AUGCCACUACUAGCAGUACGACUCGCUUGCAGUGGACUACUCGUGACGCUGUUGCUCGCCUUGCUGUUCGUAUUCACCUGCCGUCUGCUGAGCGCACGCACUGUGGCUAGUACAAGACUGCUAAGUCUCUGUAUGACGCUGUCGUUGCGCGCCACUCCUCCCUUGCCACUGCUGCCCUCAGCCGCCUCAUGCUGUCGUACUUGUUCCCUGACCUGGCCGCCUUUGCCACAGUCGCUGACCUCAUCACUCACCUCCGCACUAGUGACACCCGCUACCGCGCUGCGCUUCCCUCCAAGUUUCGCGCCAAGAACCCCCCCCCUUAUGUACAUCACCUUCGUCUACCUCGUCACCCGUCUCCCUGACUCUCUUCGCUCAGUCAGGGACCACUUUCUCUCCCUUUGCCCCACCGAGCUCACCGUCGACCUGCUCGAGGAGCGCCUCACUACAGCUGAGACUAGCAUAGUCGCUGUAGAAGCUUCUCGCGGCGACCCUCGCGCCCCUUUCUUUGAGGGGUGUUCCCCCGUUCCCCUUUUGCCCUCUGUUGCUUCUUCUGCUGCUAUCGACCUCGUUGGCACCGAGGAGCACCGUGGGGAGACGUGCCGGCUGCCACACACGACACAACGCUGUUUCGGUCGCCUGUCUGACGCCUGGCGCGCACAGUUUCCUGACGCCGCUGAGCUCCCUCGCUGGGCUGAUCUGCUUAAGUCUGGUGUUGCUAUCUUUGAUCUUGAUUUCGAUGCUAUCCUUGCUGCCAUGUAUGCUGUGACUAUUAGUGCUGAGGGUGACUGUUACCUAUGUGUUCCGCCCGACCCGGUCAUUGAGGUUGCUGCGCUAGGUGCUAGUGAGUCUGCUGCUCCAGGUACUAGUGAGUCUGCUCUCUCAGGUACUACGCCUGCUGAGGCCUUGCACAUGAUUGACUCAGGUGCCUCCCGCUCCUUCUUUCGCGACAGCACCACACUCACGCCGCUCAGUCGGCCGGUUGCAGUCUCCCUGGCGGACCCCUCUGGGGGCCCAGUCCUUGCGCACACCUCUAUGGUUCUGCCGUGUCUGGCGGACUUGUCUGGCUCACUAUCGGUCUUCACCUCCCCUCGUUCUCUACGAUCUUGGUGA